Molecule: messenger RNA, 4695 nt
Organism: Pogona vitticeps (central bearded dragon)
Lineage: Eukaryota; Metazoa; Chordata; Lepidosauria; Squamata; Agamidae
Gene: GABRG3
Product: gamma-aminobutyric acid type A receptor subunit gamma3
Biological process (GO): chloride transport; gamma-aminobutyric acid signaling pathway; monoatomic ion transmembrane transport
Cellular component (GO): membrane
Molecular function (GO): extracellular ligand-gated monoatomic ion channel activity; GABA-A receptor activity
Source: RefSeq, a predicted model, not a curated record
CUGAGCCUCCUGCUCCCUCUCCGCCAGGGCUGGCUUGGACUUUCUUCCCUGCUCUUCCCGCUCUUCGGAUCAUGUCAGCUAAGCUUCUGGUGGGUGUCUUCCUCCUGUCCGUAUUCCAGGCCUGUUCAAGAAAGGUUGAAGAGGAUGACUUUGAGGAUUUCACAUCAAACCAAAAAUGGGUAAUGGCUCCAAAAACACACGACACUGAUGUGACGCUGUUGCUGAACAAGUUGCUGAGAGAGUACGAUAAAAAGCUGCGGCCGGACAUUGGGAUGAAACCAACUGUCAUUGACGUUGACAUCUAUGUUAACAGCAUUGGCCCCGUGUCAUCAAUAAAUAUGGAAUACCAAAUCGAUAUAUUUUUUGCUCAGACAUGGACGGACAGCCGUCUCCGUUUUAACAGCACCAUGAAAAGAAGUUUGACCCUGAACAGCAAUAUGGUUGGGUUAAUUUGGAUCCCAGACACUAUCUUCAGAAAUUCUAAAACGGCAGAAGCUCAUUGGAUUACUACACCCAAUCAGCUCUUGAGGAUAUGGAAUGAUGGGAAAAUCUUGUACACUUUAAGGCUUACCAUCAAUGCCGAAUGCCAGCUGCAACUGCAUAAUUUCCCAAUGGAUAAACAUUCCUGCCCGCUGAUAUUCUCCAGCUAUGGCUAUCCUCAAGAAGAAAUGAUUUACCGAUGGAGGAAAAACUCAGUAGAAGCUGCAGACCAGAAAUCUUGGAGGCUCUAUCAAUUUGAUUUCAUGGGUCUCAGAAAUACCUCUGAUAUUGUGCAAACAUCAGCAGGUGAUUAUAUAGUCAUGACCAUCUACUUCGACUUAAGUAGAAGAAUGGGAUACUUCACUAUUCAAACAUACAUUCCCUGUAUAUUAACAGUUGUCUUAUCCUGGGUAUCGUUUUGGAUCAAAAAAGAUGCCACACCAGCAAGAACAGCCCUAGGCAUCACCACGGUGUUAACCAUGACAACUCUCAGCACCAUUGCCAGGAAUUCUUUGCCCCGCGUUUCUUACGUCACUGCCAUGGAUUUGUUUGUGACUGUGUGCUUCUUAUUUGUCUUUGCUGCUUUGAUGGAGUAUGCCACCCUCAACUACUACUCAAGUUGCAGGAAGCCACACUGUACAAAGAAGAAAAAGUCGCUACCUGAUGUCAGUUUUGGUCACAUGAUGAAUUAUUCUGUACUAGAGAUGAGGCCUCCUCCCACAGUCAUCGCCUUGAAUAAUGCCAUGUACUGGCAAGAAUUUGAAGACAAUUGUAUCUAUGAAUGUCUGGACGGAAAGGACUGCCAGAGCUUUUUCUGUUGCUAUGAAGAGUGUAAAUCAGGCUCAUGGAGGAAAGGACGGAUACACAUAGACAUCUUAGAACUAGACUCGUAUUCCAGAGUCUUUUUUCCAACAUCGUUCCUGCUGUUUAACUUGGUGUAUUGGGUUGGAUACCUUUAUCUCUAAGGGAGGGAGAAAGGAAAGGAAACUGUGUUUUCACACUUCUUGGAGACAGUGAACAUAUGGAAGUCCAGGACACAGCCAGUUUCAUCAUCAUAUCUAAAGGUCACCUUAUCUUUUAUCAUCAAAGGAAAGAAGUUUUAUUUACACCUUUGGCUGAAAACAAAGCAAAAGGAAAACGCCUCACAAAAACUGAAGCAUUCAUUUCAGGUUUGAAUUUUUUUUGCCAAGCACACACCAACCACCAUUGUCUGCUAAUUAUUUAUUAAUGUUCCUUCCUGAUGAAGAAUUUUCUUUUUCUUUUUUCUGGGUUACAGAAUAUGAUGUAGCAUUCAGGCAAGGAAGCAAAGUACAACUCUUCUGCUAACAUUUGUCAUUAUACACCCUUACCCUUGAAACACAUUUUGGGAACAAAUGCUUAUUGGUUCAGGCUAUCUGUAUUGCCAGCUGAGAUCACCUACUUUUCCUUGAAUUUCUCUCAACUCGAGUGAAAAGCCACCAGAUUCUCCUUUGUAGCAGCCAUGAUUUUUGUCUUUGGUCUUAAUCAGAAAUGAAAAGUAUGAUUUAAACUGCUUUUCACAAAGAUAGCUGUGUCGUUUCAAUAAUUUUAUAUCUUUUACACAAAACAUAAAAUCCAUCUGGCUGGCCAAAUGCUGCAGGAAAUAAAUUGAUUUCUAGAAUAAUAAAUUUACAACUUGAUAAGACUUAGCUUGUUUAUGAUAGUGUAGCAGACUGUAGUUGAUAACAAGUUUGGUUCACUAUGUAAUAACACUGGGAAGAUGUGAUUGAUUGAAGACUGAAAUUUAAUUUAUUUCAUAUAUAUAUUUUCACAGGGCAUACUUAAUUUGUAUAUGCAGUUCUGUGACUUCAUCAGUUGGAUUCUUCCAUUUAAGUGUGUGAAGGAGGACUUACUGAUGGAAGAAUUCCAUAUGUCUUAGGGCCUGUCCAUACUUGCAUAUAGUUAUGGUAUACAGAUGGUUGAUAGCAUGAUCUGGAUCUGAAGAAAAGACCACAUCCACUUGUGUUUUUACUUAGGAAGAUCUACCCUUCUCCUUUAAGAGCUGUCCCAUACCUUUCUAACACAGUGCUUUCUAACACAGUGCUAGGGCAUGCAUUCUUUUUGACAUGAUUCAGAGCCUAGCAGGCUUAGGGGGCAGAUGGAGAAGAGCAGUCCAGGAGGCUGUCCAAGACCAGCAAAGGCUCUUCAGCAACCACUCUCUCAGAAACAAACACUGCAAACAGGCUUGCCGCAGCAUGGUGGCUACACAGCACCCUGAAGCCUGGGGUCACCUCCACCACUGCAGCUCCAGAGAUCACCUUUGCAGUGGCAGUCAUGAUAGUGGAGACAGAAGCAGCAGUGAUUAGGAAUGGACAAGAACAGCUGAUAGGCUGUGAGCCCUCUGAGUCUGGCACCAGCAACCAGCUUCUGGCCUCUGCUGAUCAGCUGUGGAGCAGAGGGGAACAACUGAGAGGCAGAGAGCAGCUGAAAGAGAGGUGGGUAAGCCUCUCCAACAAUGCAGCCAGCUUCCUGCUCGUGUUGAUCUGGGAAGUAGGAAGGAGCAGCAGAGAGGCAGCAAGCCUCCCCGCCACCACAGCCAGCUUCCCACAAGCCUCAACACACCAGUGUUGACAGAAGGGUUACUUAAAAGAGAGGUUAAAAUAGAUUGCAUUGAACAUAAGGACCUUUUAAGCAUGGGCAUGAUCGCACCAAAUUUUACAGUGUGGACAGGCUCUUAGAGUACCUUCCAAGUAAGCAAUCUAUAAAUGGACAUAAUAGAAGCUUUUCAUAUUAGCAGAUUAAUAAGAGUCCUGUGUGUGUAAACAGGCUUUUCUUGGUAAGAAAGGAAGCUAUUGGAGGUUCUGUUAUAAACAACAGAGUCUGAACAGUUCUUAGAGAUGGAAUAUUAAGAAUUUUUCUAAAAUAACCACCAACUAUUAAUAGAUUUUAAAAUGGAAAUGUUUUUUGUACUUUUGGAAAAUGGUUCAGACAUUAAAUUGCUGAAAGAGUUAAUGCUUGUGUUGUAAACUGUUCAUCAUAGGUAAAUCUCUCAUGGUCCUUCCCAAAGGUAAAUGUGUUAAAAAUCUGUUUUAAAUUGUUUUAAGUAUUUCUUCUUUUUUAAAAAUCUUUGGGCAAAACAGCAUUUUCAGCAGUACCAAUGCCAUCAAAUGCCUUUUUCCCCUGCGCCAAUCAAAAGCUUGACUCCUGUUCAUUCCAAAACAUGUAUUUCUCAAUACUGUGCUCAGCUCAUAUUGUCCUAUAUAUUUUCAUUGUCUUGUGAAGCAAGAGUAGAAAAACAAAAAAAAAGAAGAGUGUACUAAAAGUAAACAGUGUGAGAAGUGCAGGGGAAGGGGGAGGUUGCCUCUCGAUUUUCUUUUAAAAACCGAAAAGAAAGGAACUCUUCAUUUCUGAAUGAUCUUUCCACCCCCAGUCUCCAAAAUGUCAAGAGGGAUCCAGUGAACAUUAAGGGGAGGGUAGUUGUUCAUUGGUACAGCAUGCAUUUCAUGUGGGGGAAAAAAUCUGUUUUGGCUCCUGGUGCUUCCAAGGAGAGCUGCAGAAGAUUCUUAUUUGAGACUUUAGAGAGCUACAACCAAUCAGCACAGGCAAUGCUGAGCUUGAUGGACCAAUGGCAUGAUGGACCUAUGGACCUUUUGUGAAUUCAGAUUUCAGGGCAAAAGCACCAGAACAAUGCUGUAUCACAUGUGAUGAACAAGAAUGGUAAAUGCAUAUAGCUGGCUAGAUCACGAACUUGCUUUAGUUCACUAAGCCUGCUCCAGUAAUACAGUGAAAUAUUAAUCCCAGGUGAAAUAAUUACAAUAAUAAUUUGUAACAGGUUUGGAUUAUCUCCCAAACAAUAUACAGUUUGACUUUGGCUUUUUCCUCUUACAUACAAAUGUGGGUUCAUUAUUUUCAUUCAAUCCAUAUUCCUGUCAGAACAGAAAUGCAGAAAAAUUGUCACAGUCAUGAAACCUCAAGAAUUUCUGGUAAGAAUCACUUGCAGUAUUGCUACUAAAAAAAGAAAGAAAGGCAUUUUUAAUAAGAAUAGAUAACAUAACUAUGAAAACUAAAGUAAGAAAAUGAGAUCCUGCAAGCAUUCUGUUCAACAAAAUUGAGUACUUUUGUAAGCAGCAUCUUGGAUACUGCUAGCUCAGAUUAGAAAAUGGGCUUUCUUUAAGAUAGAAAAAAAAGUAAAAUAUUGCUCCACUAAAUUUAACUGGGGAUUUGCUAUUGUUCUCUAUGGAAGCAUUACUGUAAAAA